Messenger RNA from Paraphaeosphaeria sporulosa, 1665 nucleotides. RefSeq names its product epoxide hydrolase-like protein. Bases 300 to 1451 code for a protein of 383 amino acids. Lineage: Eukaryota; Fungi; Ascomycota; Dothideomycetes; Pleosporales; Didymosphaeriaceae. Gene Ontology annotation, biological process: epoxide metabolic process. The record is from RefSeq and is a predicted model, not a curated record. The transcript is spliced from 3 exons. Gene Ontology annotation, molecular function: epoxide hydrolase activity.
UUUCCAUCUUGACCGCAUCUGGUAGACUGAUAUUGCCUCUAUCCGCCAGCUGCCGCCAUUGUAACUACAUCGGGGUCAGUCUGCCCGACCUGCCGUGGCUUCAUCACACAUUCUCCGAGGCUUUCUCCCCGCACGGUACGAUUCGUAGCCGUAACCGCAACCUAGGCAAUACACUGUAGCUAGGACUGAUUUGUAGAAACCGUGCCUCACGCUUCCCUAUAUCAAGCAGCACCCCCCCGAGAUGUCUUCCGGACCUCCCGAACACAUCCCCCCACCACAACACCACGCAAGCUUUCACAAUGGCAUACACACCACCCUCCUCCGCCAAACCCUUCACCCUCCACAUUCCCGACCAAGACCUCUCAGAAUGGCGCCAACUCCUCCAACUCUCCAAGCUUGGCCCCAGGACCUUUGAAAACACACAGACCAAAGACAACUUCGGUGUCACAUACGACUGGCUCUCCUCGGCCAAAGACCACUGGCUGAACACCUACGACUGGCGUGCGCAAGAAGCUCACAUCAAUUCCUUUCCCAACUACAAAAUGGCCAUCGACGACAUCGACAUGCACUUCGUCGCGCUGUUCAGCCCGAAAAAGGAUGCCAUCCCGAUCCUCUUCUUGCACGGGUGGCCCGGCAGCUUCAUCGAGUUUUUGCCGCUGGUGGCGCAGCUGCAGAAGAAAUUCGAGGGGAAGGAACUGCCGUACCACAUCAUCGUGCCCAGUCUGCCGGGGUACACGCUGUCGUCUGGCGGGCCGCUGGAGCGCGAUUGGACGACGCUGGACUCGGCUGCGGUGAUGGAGAAGUUGAUGCGGGGUUUGGGGUUCGACAAGUACUUUGUGCAGGGCGGGGAUGUGGGGAGUUUUCUAUGCCGGAUCAUGGCGGCGCGGUAUGAAAGCGUUGUGGGCGUGCAUUUGAACCUAUACAGCACGGCCACACAGCCGGAGCGUGAGAAGCUGAGCAACAUCGAGAUCGAAGCGUAUGACCGCGCGCAAGCAUUCCAAAAGAUCGGCACCGCGUAUGCGCAGGAACACGCGACCCGCCCCUCCACGAUCGGCCACGUCCUCUCCUCCUCCCCCCUCGCCCUCCUCGCCUGGAUCGGCGAGAAAUUCAUCGAAUGGACCGACGAAACACCCCCCCUCGACGUCAUCCUCACAAACAUCUCGCUCUACUGGUUCACCGGCGGCUUCCCACGCAGCAUCUACCCUUACCGCACCCUCUUCCGCGGCGCCCGCGAGCCCCUGCCGCCCCUGACGAAGCCCACGGGCUUCUCGUUCUUCCCCAAGGAGCUGUUCCCUGGGAUCAAGUACAUCAUCGAGAACGAGACGAACCUUGUGAGUUUCGCGGCGCAUGAGCGCGGUGGGCACUUUGGGGCUUUGGAGAGGCCCGAGGAUUUGUGGGGCGAUGUGGAGGAGUUUGUUGCGAAGGUGACGGAGAAUGGUAGUAAGUUGUGAGGUUGCGGUGACAACGAGCAUCAUUUAGUCUAUGAAGAACGCCACUAGCCUGUCCAUGGUCUCGUAUACCAAGAUUUCGAACAACCAGAACGCUGAGCAGAGCUGCUAUCCAGUGCGUUUCAUUUUUUGCACCCCCCGGAACGCCCUCAAUGCAUGAUUCGCCUCCAACACCACGCUAAGCAAUUCCACCGUGACCUACUCAUCGGCCUCAUUG